Molecule: messenger RNA, 979 nt
Organism: Pipistrellus kuhlii (Kuhl's pipistrelle)
Lineage: Eukaryota; Metazoa; Chordata; Mammalia; Chiroptera; Vespertilionidae
Gene: ELOF1
Product: elongation factor 1
Exons: 4
Coding region: 189-440 (83 amino acids)
Biological process (GO): transcription elongation by RNA polymerase II
Cellular component (GO): transcription elongation factor complex
Molecular function (GO): RNA polymerase II complex binding
Source: RefSeq, a predicted model, not a curated record
GGAGGGCGUUGGAGCCGGGCGGGCCGGGUGCUCUUCGACUCGGGGCGGCUCACGGGGUACAGGAGGGGGCGCCGAGGGCCCGGGGGUUGGAGGGGGGCCCGUCAGGGAGCUUGACUCCCCCGGGUCCCAGCCGGCUGAGCGCGCUGCUCGGAGGCGCCGCCGAAGCCUGGGUUCGCCCUCCUGCAGACAUGGGGCGCAGAAAGUCCAAACGAAAGCCACCCCCCAAGAAGAAGAUGACAGGCACCCUAGAGACCCAGUUCACCUGCCCCUUCUGCAACCACGAGAAAUCUUGUGACGUGAAAAUGGACCGUGCCCGUAACACCGGAGUCAUCUCUUGUACCGUGUGCCUAGAGGAAUUCCAGACGCCCAUCACGUAUCUGUCAGAACCAGUGGACGUGUAUAGUGAUUGGAUAGAUGCCUGUGAGGCCGCCAAUCAGUAGCAAAACAGAGGACCCACCCCCUUAGCAGCUCUGUUGCCGAGGACCAGCCCACUGGGUACCAAUCCAGAGACAUUCCUGAGGUCCAGGGUGUGGGUCCAGGGCCUUCGCAGCCCCUGCCUGUGUGUGCAGUGGAUGUGGAUGUUUGGCUGCAAGUAUGGCCAUGGGGGUGUGCUCAGGGGCAGGGAACUCCGGGGACCUGAACUGCCUCCUUGGCUCCAAAAGCCUUUGACUUGCUCCCCAUUUGGACCCCUGACUCCCUGGCUCUGGAGCCCUGGCUUCUCCAGGGGCCAGUGUCCUGACAUCCAGGGUGAGGCAAGCCCACAGAGACAGUCUCAGGACUCUCCGCCUCCUCUCCCCCUCUCCAGCACCUUGCCUGUGUGAACUGGACCCACGCCCUCCUCUGCCUUCGAAGGACUGGCCUGGGACUCAACACCACUGGGUGGGGGCCCCGGUUCAUGUGUAGUUGCUUUUAUAGAAGAGGAAGGGGCUGGGAUGGGGACUGUUAGUCACCAGCCCUUAAAUAAAGCAGCCGAUGCAGA